CGCAGCUAUAAACAGCAGUGUAUCCACCACAAUCUCUCCCUCAACACUUCCAGUACCGGUCCUGAUUUUGGAGUUUACAAUGUCUCGUUCCAGAUCCCAAUGGGAUACGGGCGAGCCCAUGGAACUUGAUCUUCCAUACCGCCCAGCUUGCAGUCCAAAUAUCACGUCUACUGACUCCUCAGAUACAAAUUGUAUACGCCAAAAUGUCUAUAUACACCCAGAGAGGUCAGCACUGAUGCAAGAUGACUCUUCUUUUUCCCAUACAGAGGUGGAUCCACGUGACCUGGACUUCCGAUUUAGGCCUAGCGUGGAAUCAAGCAACCUCGCUCUUUCCAGCUCCAGGUCCAGGUCCAAAUACAUUCGCAGAACCCGUCACAAAUCACCACCACGCAGGCGCUCUGACCGUUACGAAGAGCCUCGCAUAUACACUUACGACUCUUAUAUACCGAGCUAUCGUCGUCGCCGUAUAUCUGAUUCGAGCGAUCACAGUCGCUCGCGACGCGACCAUCUAACCACAAAUACUGACCCUCUUCCAUCACAAUUCGCACAGAGAGCUGAAUCGCCACUCGUAGUAGCCAUGGCAGACCUGGAUAUGAGAGCUGAUGACCGAGAUGACAGGCGAGAUCGAGGACGGUAUAAUCGUGACAAUCGGGGAGGAAAUAACAAGCGACGUCGCGAUGACGAAGAUGACCACCACUAUACCCCCCGCGAUGAUCGGCGCGUCUCCCAGCGUCGCCGCCGUGACGAUCCCCGCGACGGACACCGUCGUGGCCGAUACGAAGAGCCACCUUUCCCGAAGCUUCGUCGUAUGAUCAUCAACAUCGCUAGCACUGCUAAGCUACCAGAAGAUGAAUCAAUCGAAAUCGCGCGACUGCUCCGUGACAACUUCGACGAUGACGAUGUCCGAAACCAGUUCUUUGACGUAUUCACACAGCUAAUCAUCGACCAACCUUUCAAGAUCCCAUUUGUUGCCGCUGUUGCCUUUUAUGGCAAUCAGAUCAAAGCUGAGAUCACCGUAGAAGCCAUGAAGCGUGUAGGCGCCCGCUUACAAGAUGCGCUUGCCGCUGGACAAUGGAGGGAAUUCAAACUCCUUCUCCGAUUCUUUGCUUGCUUGCAGCCGAUCUUUGAAGAAGACGGAAUCUUUUCGCUGCUGGGUCAAUUGUUCGAUACAGUUGUCGAUCUACAAAGUGCCAACGAAAACGAUGUUGUUGGUAUUGAGCUAGUCAAAACCAUCCUUCUGACCAUGCCAUAUGCGAUUGCCUCUGGUGGAAGUCGAUUCCAUGAGAAGGCUAACGAAUUGCUCAAUAGCACUGGAAUCGUAGCCGGCAAUACACUGUCUGUCGAAGGUUUUAUACACCCAUACGACGAUGAACUCGAGGAAACUGUGAUCAACUACCACAGCGUCAUUGGCCUGCUUCAGCAGCAGCUUACGUCUGAGUCUCAAUCCGGGUGGAAGCUUGCUUGUAUUCCCAAGUUCCAUGUGGAUGCUCUGCAACGGACCAAUCCUGAGGAGACACUAUCAACCGCACCAGCCACCCAUGUGUUUCCGACAUUUACGAUUCCUUCGCCAGUGAACCCUGGCCCGAAACCUCUCUUUCCUGAGGCGUAUUUCUCGCUUUUUGCGAAUUCAGAGUCCAGCACCGUGCCCGCGCUUACCGACAUUGCAGCUUCUCUCAUUAGAGAUGCCAUUGUCGAUACCAUCGACCAGCUCGAUUUCAACCGUGAGGUCGUUGCCAAGUUUCUCGUGGAUCUCGACUGCUACUGGUCCCACGGCACAUUUGCCAACCGCGGAAUUGCUCUGGACAAGUUUGUUCAAGAAUUUGGUACUGACAAAAAGACAUACAAGUCCGAGGAUAUGGCCAUCGAUGCCAUCUUCUCGCUGCUGUUCAAGCUACCUACUUCGGAGCACAAGCUUGUUUACUACCACUCACUGAUCACACAGUGCUGUAAGGCGGCGCCUGCUGCCAUCGCACCCUCGCUUGGACGGGCUAUUCGAACCAUCUACAAGAACCUGCACGCGAUGGAUCUUGAACUGGGCCAUCGAUUUCUUGAUUGGUUCUCUCACCAUCUGAGCAAUUUCGAAUUCCGAUGGCGAUGGGCUGAAUGGAUCGAUGAUCUCAAGCUUUCAAAACUAGAGCCUAAGAAAGCAUUCAUUAUUGCAGCUCUUGAUAAGGAAAUCAGGCUCUCCUUUGCAAAACGUGUUCGCCAGACUCUGCCCGAGGAAUUUAGCCAAUUGAUUCCUGUGCGCUUAGAUGAGGACAUCAGCCCAGAAUUCAAAUACGAGAAGUCUGAAACACCAUAUGCUGCCGAAGGUCAGAUGCUUCUUCAGCAGCUUCGUAAGAAGGCCACGCAUGAGCAGGUUCAAGAAACAAUCGACAAGAUUCACUCGCAAGCAGAGGAGCAAGGCAUCACUGACGUUCUUGUGCCAUCAACCGAUGCUUUCGUCACCGCUAUCUGUCGAUUGGGCGCAAAAUCUCUAUCUCACUUUCUCUCAUGUGUGGAGCGAGGUAGAGAGCGUCUUCUCAAUAUCGCUCAAGAAUCUGAAUCUGCCCGGCGUCAGAUUGUGACCAGUGUUGUCGAGUACUGGAAGGACCAGCCGGGUAUCGCAGUCCGCAUCGUUGAUCUGCUUCUCAAUUACACCAUUUUGGCACCAAUGACGGUCAUCCAAUGGGUGUUUGGGGAGCACAUGGGAGCCGGCGAAGCACUCACAGAAAGCUGGGUGUUCGAAAUGGUCUCCAACACGGUGACUAAGGUCACGAACAGGAACCGUCAAAUCGCUUCUGCUCGCCUGCAGAAAGGCCUUCCGGCGGAGCAGGUCGAAAUGGUCGACGCCACCCUUACCAAAGAUCGAGACAAUGCGCGCGAGCUCUUCAAGUACAUCGCAGAUGCCUGUCAGGGUUUGUCUGAGGGCGCGGCCGACGGACUCAUUGAAAAGGAGACGAGUGGCGCGCUGUCCGCUGAAGAUGGACAGCUCAUUCGUGCUUGGGGAAAACGAUGGAACAUGGUGUUCAUCCGCAAAUCGGCGAUUGAAGAGUCUGUGGUUGGAGAGCAAGCCGUCGAAGCGAAGAUCAAGUUUCUGGCCGCACAACCUGAGCCAGAGAUUGUGGAACUUGCUAAGGUUGACGACACCAACGGUGCUGCCGCGGAGAAUGGCGAUAGCAUGGUGGAGUAG
This is a messenger RNA of Periconia digitata, 3172 nucleotides long. Lineage: Eukaryota; Fungi; Ascomycota; Dothideomycetes; Pleosporales; Periconiaceae. The record is from the annotation of a GenBank genome assembly.